This is a messenger RNA of Solanum stenotomum, 2253 nucleotides long. Its product is annotated as protein ENHANCED DISEASE RESISTANCE 2-like. The record is from RefSeq and is a predicted model, not a curated record. NCBI's taxonomy places the organism in Eukaryota, Viridiplantae, Streptophyta, Magnoliopsida, Solanales, Solanaceae. The transcript has 22 exons. Gene Ontology annotation, molecular function: lipid binding. The coding region runs from base 66 to 2210 and encodes 714 amino acids.
UCGUGAAUUGUGAGGAUCAAAAGAGCAUAUUAUUAGAGACGUAAGAAGGAAAAAGGUCAAAAAACAUGUCGAAGGUGGUGCACGAGGGAUGGAUGGUGAGGUAUGGGAGGAGGAAGAUAGGAAAAUCAUUCCUUCAUAUGCGUUAUUUCGUUCUGGAGACUAAGUUGUUGGCCUAUUUCAAGACGAAGCCUCAGGGAAAUGUGGCUCCAAUCAAGACUCUUGAAAUCGAUGGUAAUUUUCGAGUGGAGGAUCGAGGCUUGAAGACUCAUCAUGGACAGAUGGUUUACGUUCUAUCGGUCUAUAACAUGAAAGAGAAGCAUGAUCAAAUCACGAUGGCUGCUUUCAACAUUCAGGAAGCACUAAUUUGGAAAGAAAAAAUCGAAUCCGUGAUUGAUCAGCAUCAAGAGUCAGUAGGUGGUAGUCGUACCAAAUUCAACGAAUUCAAAUCUGGGACGGAGAGUACUGGGAGGACGGCUUCAGAUCAGGAAAGCCCGUUCAGUGCUGCUGAGGAUGAAGAUGAAUCUCAACAAAACGUGCUGCGAGGAACAACAAUCGCAAAUGCGAUAGCUCCUCCGGAGUCUGUGGUUGACUGGACAAAGGAAUCAGAGUCAGAUUUAGCAAACCCGAAGUAUAGGCGCUUACUUUACUGCCAAAAUGGGCUUCGCAUUUUCGAGGAGCUACUCAAUGUUGAUUUACUACCAAAGGGAUGUAGUAGAGCUAUGAAGGCGGUUGGCGUAGUGGAGGCUACUUGUGAAGAAAUAUUUGAGCUUGUAAUGAGCAUGGACGCAACACGUUUUGAGUGGGAUUGUAGCUUCCAGUAUGGUAGUUUGGUUGAGGAGGUAGAUGGACACACAGCAAUACUCUAUCACAGACUUCAACUCGACUGGUUUCCGAGUUUUAUUUGGCCUCGUGAUCUUUGUUAUGUACGAUACUGGCGUAGAAAUGAUGAUGGAAGUUACGUAGUGUUAUUUCGUUCUAGGGAGCAUAAGAAUUGUAAUCCUCUACCUGGAUAUGUUCGAGCUCAUAUCGAGAGUGGUGGAUUCAAUAUUUCACCCCUCAAACCGCGUAAUGGGAGGCCAAGAACUCAAGUACAGCAACUUAUGCAGAUAGAUUUGAAAGGGUGGGGUGUAGGCUUCAUCGCGUCAUUUCAGCAACAUUGUCUCUUUCAGAUGUUAAAUAGUGUUGCUGGACUUCGUGAAUACUUUUCUCAAACUGAUGAGAGGGCAGCUGCUCCGAGAAUUCCAGUUAUGGUUAAUAUGAAUCCGCCAUCUAUCUCCUCCAAGAAGAGCCAGAAACAGUCUCAUCAUCGUACUCCGUCUUUAGACCAAAUACGUGCUGCAAAUAGAAAUGCAGUAUCGAUGUUGGACGAGUACUCUGAUGAGGAUGAAGAUUUUCAGUGCACUGAUCAAGAGGUAUCAUCACCCGGUCUUGAAAACGAUACAAUUAAAACUGCUCUUGAAGAAGAACCUAUGGAGCAUAUUGAUAUGUCAACUUUUUCGGGUAAUCUACGACAUGAUGACAGUGAUAAUGGCCGUGACUGCUGGACAAUAUCUGAUGGAAAUAACUUCAGAGUUCGUGGCAAGAACUUUUGCAGUGACAAAACAAAGGUUUCAGCUGGUAAAUCUCUCAUGGAUCUUGUAGCAGUCGACUGGUUCAAGGAUACUAAACGAAUGGACCAUGUCGCUAGGCGUCCUGGUUGUGCAGCACAGGUUGCUUCAGAAAAAGGACUCUUUACUUUGGUUAUAAAUUUGCAAGUACCUGGAUCAACACACUACAGCAUGAUUUUCUAUUUCGUCAUGAAAAAGUUGAUACCUGGUUCUCUCUUGCAACGGUUUGUUGAUGGAGAUGACGAGUUUCGGAAUAGUAGAAUGAAGCUAAUCCCAUCAGUGCCAAAGGGUUCGUGGAUUGUGCGUCAGAGUGUUGGAAGUUCCCCGUGUUUACUGGGAAAGGCAGUCGAUUGCAACUAUAUCCGCGGCCCCAAGUAUUUAGAGAUUGAUGUUGAUGUUGGUUCUUCUACUGUUGCAAAUGGAGUUAUGGGGCUUGUCAUUGGCGUAAUCACAUCACUAGUCGUUGACAUGGCUUUCGUUGUACAGGGAAACACCCCUGAUGAGUUACCAGAGCCACUAAUAGGCGCUGCACGCGUCUGUCAUAUAGAACUAUCAUCUGCUGUUGUACCAAAGCUUGAACCUGAGCCAUCGACAACGGAUUAGGUCGUAUUAUGACUGUUGUCAAUUUUGCAGAAGGUGGUUUUUU